Molecule: messenger RNA, 1762 nt
Organism: Hippocampus zosterae (dwarf seahorse)
Lineage: Eukaryota; Metazoa; Chordata; Actinopteri; Syngnathiformes; Syngnathidae
Product: cell adhesion molecule 4-like
Exons: 9
Coding region: 548-1561 (337 amino acids)
Biological process (GO): regulation of Rac protein signal transduction; regulation of wound healing; negative regulation of peptidyl-tyrosine phosphorylation
Cellular component (GO): cell-cell contact zone
Molecular function (GO): vascular endothelial growth factor receptor 2 binding
Source: RefSeq, a predicted model, not a curated record
GAAGCAGUUGAAUAAGUGCAACAAGGCAACCAAGUAGCUAGUUCGCUCAUUACUUCUGUACGUGGUUUGAUAUUCAUGCUGGGAUCUUGUGUUUGGCAGUUCGUUUGUUACUUUUUUUUCUUUUUCCCUAGUGCGGGAAGUUUCAUUUUAAAGGAAGGAAGCAAAGACGAAUAACAGCUCGAUCAGGCUAAGGCUAUAUUGUAAAUGAGGUGGAUUAAAUACAAUAUGAAAUUGCAAAAUGGUUGAUGUUGUAGCAGCAGAUGCUCGCUGGCCCAGCGGUACAAGGAUGAAUUUAAAUCUGUUUUUGGAUACCAGCAAGCUGCUUUGGGCCAGUUAGUUUGAUUUGGCCAACGCUCUCCAUAUACUGUCAACAAGUGCGUGUUGUCAGGCGGUGCAGGCGGAGAACGUCACUGUCUUGGAGGGCGGCACGGCCCAGAUUUCCUGCCGCCUGCAGAACUACGAUGGAUCCAUUGUGGUCAUUCAGAACCCGCGCCGCCAGACGCUCUUCUUCAACGGCACACGGGCUCUGAAGGACGACCGCUUCCAGAUGGUGCUUUUCACGCCGCGGCUGGUGCGCAUCACGCUAACCAACGUGAGCGUCUCGGACGAGGGCGGCUACUUCUGCCAGCUCUACACGGACGCCACGCACCACCAGGUGGCCACGCUGGCUGUGCUGGUUCCGCCAGAGACUCCCGUGGUGGAGGUGAAGCAGGAGGCGGUGGAGGGUGGCGAGGUGGAGCUCAGCUGCGUGUCGCCACGCAGCAAGCCGGCCGCCAGCCUGCGCUGGAUGCGCAACGGCCGCGAGAUUCCAGGUGUGGUUUCCCAGCAGGACAACGGCAAGACGGUCAGCGUGUCCAGCACCAUCCGCAUACCGGUUGAGAGGAAAGAUAAUGGCGCGGCGUUGAGCUGUGAGGCGCUCCACCCGGCACUGGCCAACCAGAAGAGGAUCCGACACUACCGCUUGGAUGUGUUCUUUGCACCGACUGUGAGGAUCGUCCCUCCCCCUGGCAUCUUACGAGAGGGCGACUCGCUGAGCCUGUCCUGCUCGGUCGUCGGCAACCCUCUGCCCCGUGCCAUCCAGUGGUCCAAGAUCAAUGACACCUUACCUGAGCGUGCCGAGAUCUCCGGGCCCACCUUCCAGAUUUCCCGCCUGAGCCAGUCUCACAACGGCACGUACUUGUGUCAGGCGCAGAACAACUACGGGCGAGCCGCCGAUCACUACACCCUGCUGGUCUACGAUAAUGUGUCAUUCCCAAGCACCGCCCCUCCCACUUCCACUUCCCAUCCCAACGUCACCCCGUCCCUUUCGCUGGACCCCAAAGAUCCCGGCGCAGUGGUGGAGACUCACAGCGCGGUUCCCUACGCGGUGAUCGGUGGCGUGCUGGCCCUGCUGGUUUUCACCAUCAUCUGCGUGCUCAUCGUCACCAUCUGGUGCUCCGUGCGCCAGAAAGGCUCCUACCUUACCCACGAGGCUAGCGGCUUGGACGAGCACGGCGAAGUGCAGGAGGCCUUCCUCAACGGCAACGACGCCAGCCAGGGCAAGAAGGAGUACCUACUGUAGCCUACUCAUCGACCUCUGACCUUAUCCCUGUGCCCCGCCCCCCACUUCCUUUUCCCUCCCCGCCCCCAUCACACCUUAUACACUCACAACACACACACAAAAUGAUUACACGCUAAAACUCACACGCGCUUGGAUGAAGUGAAAAAGCCUACUUAGGCAUUCCCGGGCGCACAAGAUGCUUUCUGUACAUCCGAAUAAAAA